Funneliformis geosporum is the source of this 216-nucleotide messenger RNA. Lineage: Eukaryota; Fungi; Glomeromycota; Glomeromycetes; Glomerales; Glomeraceae. The record is from the annotation of a GenBank genome assembly.
AUGCUUACUCUCAUUGAAGAAUGUGCAGGUUAUACUGUAUGGAUACAUAACAAGGUAGUGGCUGGCACUGCUUCUGAGGCUGCUGCCACCCAUGAAGAUGAACGUGACAUAUUUGAUUGGCCAUCCAACGACGCAAUUGCUCAAAAAAGUGCAAUUGCUCACAAAGGAGCAAUCACAGCAAUGUUAAUUCCGAUUGUUACUGUGAAGGAUGAUUGA